This is a messenger RNA of Peromyscus californicus insignis, 1041 nucleotides long. It is a transcript of the gene Tceal9, whose product is annotated as transcription elongation factor A like 9. The transcript is spliced from 3 exons. The record is from RefSeq and is a predicted model, not a curated record. Lineage: Eukaryota; Metazoa; Chordata; Mammalia; Rodentia; Cricetidae. The coding region runs from base 264 to 593 and encodes 109 amino acids.
GUGACCAGGAGUCGACGUGUGCAGAAAUCCUGUUAGUCUGGUCCUUGUUUCCAUCUGGGUACCAGCUUCCUUCAGCCUUGCGGGCGGCGGUGUGAGAGGGCCGCGGAAGGAGGAGACGGCUUGCUUAAAUUCUCCAGGUUUGUUCUUUGUACCGCUGCGGGCUAAAAUAAGUAGGUGAAAGAAACUGACCCGAUCACUACCUGAAAUAACUGCAGUCGCGAAUAGGCAGGAAGAAGCAAAGAAGGAAGAGAAGCAUACACAAGAUGAAACCCUGCCAAAAGAUGGAAGGAAACCCAGAAAAUGGGGAUGAGCCAAAGCCCGAGGAAGAACCAAAGCAGGAAGAGCCAAAGCCCGAGGAAAAGCCAGAGGAGGGGGAAGGACCAGAAGAGGAGGAAAAAUCAGAGGAAACUUUUCGGGAGAUGCUGAUUCAGUCUCUUCAGGAUUUUAAAGAGGAUAUACACAACAGGCAUUUGAGCAGUGAGGAUAUGUUUAGAGAUGUGGAUGAAAUAGAUGAGAUAAGGAGAGUGAGAAACAAACUUAUAGUGAUGCGUUGGAAGGCUAAUCGAAACCAUCCUUACCCAUAUUUAAUGUAGUUUGCCUUGCUUUCUGUUUAUCUGCUAUUACCAUUGCAAUAUAACUUUCUUUUUAUUAGCAUUUUUCUGAUAUACCUUUGCCCAUCUCCCUGCUUUGAAUCUGUUGCUGUUAGUGGUUUUAGAUGUAUCUCUUCUUGUCUGCAUCUUACUGUUGAUUAUAUUUGAACCAAUCUACAAGUCUCUGGCUUUUAAUAAGAGAGCUUUACUGAUUUGUAAAAAAAAAAAAAUGAGCUUCUGAUGAGAUACAAAAUGAGAAAAGGAUACAAAAUAAUAUGAGAAUAUCGUAUUUUGAAAGACAAGAGUACCUUUGUAUGUUACAUAUAUGCACAUAUAAACUUGUGAAAGAUGAAUGAUUUUUCUUCUGCUUAUUUGUAUUUGCCAUAUUCCUAAAAUGAACAUGCAUUAUUCUUGCUAAAAAUAAUAAAGGUUUUAUAACUAAAAAUAAGCA